This is a messenger RNA of Heterostelium album PN500, 3081 nucleotides long. RefSeq lists its product as uncharacterized. The transcript is spliced from 7 exons. The coding region runs from base 1 to 3081 and encodes 1026 amino acids. The record is from RefSeq and is a predicted model, not a curated record. Lineage: Eukaryota; Evosea; Eumycetozoa; Acytosteliales; Acytosteliaceae.
AUGUCAGAAGAAGAAGAAGAAGAUAAGUUAGAUGUUAGUAUAGAGAAAUCAUCUGAUAUCGAUGUGAUGGACGAUGACUUCUUCUCGGGUGAUGAAGAUGAGACUCAGUUCAUAAGUAGUAAUAACACUAUUAAAAGUAGUAACGAACCACCCCAAACCAAUACAGAUAUAUUCACUGAAGUAGAUGAUAAGAUAGAGGUCAAUGACUUCUAUGAAAAACCAGAAAGUUUUGGUUCGCAAACCAUUGAACUGUCAAGUCAACAACCGCUCUACUCUCAAGUUACACAACAACAAUACGAACAACAACAAAGGAAAUACUUUCAAUAUCAAAGUUUAAUCAAUAGUAAAUCACAAUCAACUCAAAUGCCACCUAUCGUUCAUUCCGAUACUACUGUUACACAACCAUCACAAGCGUCACAGGUAUCACAACAGGUAUCACAACAAGUAUCGCAAUCGCAAUCACAAAUCCAAAGUCAAAGUCAAGAUAAUAACAAUAAUAGUAAUACAUUACUGAGUAGAUUCAUAGAGUUAAGUAGUAGUAGUACAGAGACAGUAAUUUCUACUCAGAACAGUGGUCAGAUAAGAGAUAUCAAUAGAAGUGCUAGUAAUUCACAAUCAGUCUUUACACAACAAUCGCAAUCACAAGUUGAACAACAGCAAAAACAAAAAGAAGAAGAAGAACAACAAAAAGAGCAACAAAAACAGCAACAACCAGAAGAAGAACAACAACAAAAAGAAGAAAAUAAAGAAAAGAAACUUAAAGAUGAUUUUGAAUUCGGUACAGGUGAUGAUGAUAGAGAUAAUAACGAGGAAGAGGAAUCAAAAUCAACCAAUAUAGAUACUUCUAGUCAACAACAACAACAACAACAACACAAAAAUACACAUGACAGGUCAUUCGACAAUAAGCAAAUACCAUUUAAAAUUCCGAUAGAACAACCAAAGUCAACCAAUUUAAAAAAAUGGAUUGUCGAUAAUCAAUCAGAUAUUAAAAUACACUCGAAUGUACCACAGGGUGUUAAUUUCGUUGUUUCGGAUGGAACUGAUUUUACACGUGCGAUCAUCUCACCGAAGCUGAUUCACGAUAUUAUGUUUGGAUUGCAGACAUUCGUACCUGAUCAUCUGAUAGGUGGUAUUCUAAAGCUGAAAAAGUUCAUUCUAUUCCCCAACGAAACAUUCUCAGAGUUUAAUAUCUAUAUCGAUGAUGCAGAGUAUAUCGGUCAUUUAGUAUCUGUUGAAAACUAUAAUAGCUUAAGACCCGCCAAUAAACAUAAUAAAAUAUUAUCAUUGCUUACAAGAGUUAAUCCAAGUUGUUUCUUUGCUACAUCAUAUCCAUCGAAUUACGUUUUAAAAUAUUUCAAAAGAAGUAAUACCAAUGCAGAUUCUCUACAACUUGACAUCGAUGAAUAUAUUAUAUCAGAUGAAACUGAACAGUAUUUAAAAGAAAAUGAUCCAUGGGUACCGGACAGAUAUAUUGGUGUACCAGAACAUGAUGACCAACACAUUGAUAAUGAAGAAGGAGAAGGAGAAGAACAUCUAGAGGAAGAGCAACAGGAAGAAGAGCGUCAAGAAGAAGAACAAGAGCAUGAACAUAGUGAAGAAGAACGUAAAGAAGAUCAGAUGGAUCAGGAAGAGGAUCAAGAGGAUCAGGAAGAUAGAAAUAAUGGAAUGGAUAUAGAUAGUGAUAAUGAUAAUAAUAAUAAUAAUAAUAGUGAAGAAGCAAUAAUACAGGAUCAGAAAUUAGAUGAAGAGAACAAAGAUCAGAAUGACCAAGAAAGAGAUGACGAUUUGACAGAGGAUGAAGCUGUACAACCGUCACAAGAAGCACAAGAUCAUAGUGAUUUUGAAUCGUUUGGUGAUUUCCCGACAGUGAGCGAUAAUGAAGAGGUUAGCGAAAUUCAAAAAGACAAGUCUGGAGAGUCAGAGCAAUCAGAUGGAGUUAAAGACUCUGAUGUAUCCGCUUCUGACGCUGACAAUGAAUCAGGUUCUGACUCUGACAAUGAAUCAAUAUCUGUCUCUGGUUCUAGUGAUAGUUCAGAGUCUGAAUCAGAGUCGUCAGAUGUAGAAUUAAAAUCUCGAUCAAAGUCUAAUCGAGAAUCAGAGUCGGAAUCAGAUUCCGAAUCUCAAUCAGGUUCACAAUCUAGUAGUAGUUCGAGCUCAAGCCAUGAAUCAAUCAAUUCCCAACAGGAAUCAGGUGGUGGAGGGGGAGAUUAUUAUGAAGUUGAAAAUGAUAAAGAAAAUGAAGAAGAGGAAGAGAAAGAAUCGAAAGUUUUAGCUCAAAAUACAGAUACUAGUUUUGUUGAAGAUAAACCAGCAAGUUUACAAUUAAAUCAAGAUAUAUUUGAUGAGAUCGAUGUUUUCAAUCAAAUCUCACAAACACCAGUCAAAUCUCAAUCAACUAAAACAUCAAUUAAAACACCGAUCAAUAGACAUACCAGACAAAGUCAAUCACCAGAAACUCCAGCUUCACUACUAAAGAAGAGAAUCAUAAAAGAAACAAACAUCAAUUUAGAUAGUACUGAUAACGACACACCAUGGAAGCGAUCAAAAUCCAACAAAGACUUUGAUGAGCCAGUACAACAACGUCAACGUCAACCACAACUACCACCUCCAGUGCCAGCAAAGAAAACUGCACCGAAAGGUUUUGCAAAUGCCAAAGAACGUUCAAACUAUUUCGAUUCACUUUCCAAAUAUGAUAAAGCUCUAUGUGCACAGCAUUGGACUCCAAAUAUGUUGGUAUCAAUGAUCGAAAUUGCUGGAGGAAGGAUCCCCCCAAGAGCCCUCAGCCUUGACUCGGCCACAAAGGAAGAGAUAUUACGCAUUAUACAAACUACCACUCCCACAACAGAACUGCCAUCAGCAGCAGAACCAACACCAACACCAACACCAACACCAACACCAACACCAACACCAACACCAACACCAACACCAACACCAACACCAACACCAACACCAACAACAGUAGCAAGAGUCCGCCAGAUUUUAGACAAAUUUCAACAAAGCACAUUUCACCUAAAGUAUAUCUGCGCCGAUGAUCGUAGAUAUUUUACAAAGGAUAAUAUUCCAAAGGCUUCUCCUACAUGA